Messenger RNA from Ictidomys tridecemlineatus (thirteen-lined ground squirrel), 9008 nucleotides. The record is from RefSeq and is a predicted model, not a curated record. NCBI's taxonomy places the organism in Eukaryota, Metazoa, Chordata, Mammalia, Rodentia, Sciuridae.
UGCAGGAGACACACGUGCAGUCGGCCGGGGCCUCCUCACCUGGAGAUGGUCCACACAGAGGGUCCCCCGUGCAGGAGGGACGGCUGCUGUUGGAGUCUCUCAAUGGCUUUGCCCUGGUCGUGAGUGCCGACGGGAUGAUCUUCUACGCCUCGCCCACCAUUGUGGACUAUCUGGGCUUCCACCAGACGGAUGUGAUGCACCAAAACAUUUAUGACUACAUCCAUGUCGAGGACCGCCAGGACUUCUGCCGGCAGCUGCACUGGGCCAUGGACCCCCCCCAGGGGCUCGGCCAGCCCCCGCGCCCAGACACAGGAGAUGACAGUGUGCUGCGGAGGCUGCUCAGGGCCCAGGAGGGAGGCUCUGGCUCUCCCACCGAGUACUCAGCCUUCCUGACCCGGUGCUUCGUCUGCCGCGUGCGCUGCCUGCUGGAUAGCACCUCUGGCUUUCUGAUGAUGCAGUUUCAAGGGAAACUAAAAUUCUUGCUGGGUCAGAAGAGGAAGGCACCAUCAGGAAGCAUCCUGCCCCCGCGGCUCUCCCUGUUCUGCACCGUGGCGCCUGUCCUCCUGCCGGCCUUGGCAGAGGUGAAGAUGAAGGGUGCGUUUCUGAGGGCCAAGCACAGGGUGGACACCUCGGCCACAGUGGACCCCAGGGCCCAGGCCACCCCAGCUCUGUGUGGACCAGACCCUCGUGCAAAGCCCAGCUUCACUGCAGGAAGCAGCAAUGGUGAAAACUGCGUUCCCCUGUUCAGGUCACAGAUGGACACUGGCCACUGGACCCGGGCUCCCAGCAGGGCCCUGUGCCUGUGCCUCAAGGGUGGCCCUGAACUCAUCCUGGACCCCACAGGGGCUGCAGGCGACCGGGAAGACGCAGAGCAGGAGAGAGUGCUGAGCGGCUGUGCUGCAGGGAGAGGCUGGCGGGAGACACAGGCACACAACUGCUGCUGGGAGACGCCAACACCCAUGAGGCACCCCAGCUGGACGGCAGACAAGCGAGACAAGCCAAAGCCACAGCCCACCAGGAUUGAGCGGCCAUCCAUGCGCGGCGUGUCCCACGUCUCCUGCCUGCCUUACCCAGAAGCCCAGGGCAUGCUCAGUACCAGUGGCACAACCCCCUUCAGAAGUUCACCCCUCUCGCCCCUGCCAGGCUCUCCCCACAGUGCCUACUGCAGCAGGCCAAGCAGACCCCUACGGGACCUCCAGCAGGAACAGGGGCAUCCUCCCUGCCACACCCUGCAGAGCGGUCUGGAGAAGAGGCUCCCUGUGCCCGGAGCACAGUGCUUCCCAGCUGGGGGCUACUCUCCUGAGGAUGCCAAGUUGCCCGGCCUGCUGGUGUCCCCAGGGGCCCCACGCAGUCCAGCCCUGUUGCUUGAAGUGCCAAUCAAGAUGGAAAAUGACUCUGGGUCUGAGGAUGCAGUGGACAUCUGCACCCCCAGCCAGGUGUGGCUGGGAGCCAGCAACAUGGCCAAGAGACAGCUGGUCACUUUUCCUACCAGGAUGCACCUGAAGACAGAGUUGGACUGCAGGCACCAGGUCCACCCCCCGCACCUCGUGCAUGGUGUGGUAGGGGCUCACCCCCACAGCCAGGCCACCACUGAAGCCAGCAGGGAACUUGUUCCCUUCUUCCCUUCACCCUGCGCCUGCCUGGAGCCAGAGCCUCCCCUCCACCUCUGCACACCCAGCUGCCCCGAGCACCAGCACCUGGCUCGGGGCUGUGACUGCAGAGCUCCCAGGGCUGCUGCUGUGGUCAAGCGCGAGCCCCUGGACUCGCCCCCCUGGGCUGCUGCUCCCGGCCAGGGAGCCGUGCCCAGGUUGUUUCCCAAAAGCACCUCAGCCUUCCUGCCCUAACUGUGGCUCUCCAGCAGGCCAGUCUGUCCACACUCAGUCCACCCUGGCUGCCUCCCCCAGGUGGUGGGUGUGACUGGAGCCAAUUCAAGUGAUGCUCUUGACAGUGCUGCCCCGGGCACCUCCAGCCCAGGGUGGUGCCUGUGCUGCAGGGCAUUCUGGAGUUUGUGAAGUUUCCCAGGAAAUCAUACAUGCCCGCUGGAGUCUAUUCAAGCAGGAUGGUGUUUCUCUUUGAGAAGUCAAAAUGUGUCAGGGAAGGGCCAACAUCCCUUGCCCCCAAGGCCACCAUCAGAAGCUUCCAGUGAUGUCUCAUGGCCUCCUGAGCUCCCACCCCUGCCACCUCCUGUCUGGGUGGACAUCUGAGGCACACAGACUACAUGUGCAGCAGGCCUCACUGCGGGAGGCUGAGCCCAGCCACGGGCAGGAUGUGGAGGUUGUGGGCACCAGGUCCUCUGCAACUCCAAGCCAGGGCUCCAGGCCACGCCUGGCAUGGAGGAGGAUGGGUCCCUUCCAGGAACCUCCCAGUGUUCUCUGCGGGGCCCUGAGGUCCGUCGACUCCUCAGGCCUGGGCGUCUGGCAGUACCCACGCAGCCAGCCUGGGAGGCGCAGGCAGGCUGAGGAAGUGGUGCCCUCCAGGGUGUCCAGUGUGCCUAGAUGCUGCAGCCAGCUUGAGGACUCGUGUGGUGUCCACUCGUUUUGCCUGUGUGGCCCCCUCUUCCUUAGGGACCACUGGCCCUCUGAAGGCCUGCCCUGGAUCUGGGAGUGCUAACGUCUGCUGGGCGUGCUCCCAGGCUCCACCUCCCAGGUGUCCUCAUUGGUGGCCUGGGGUCAGUAUUCAGCUCCGGUUUAGAGCAGGGGCUGUUGGGAUGCACAUCUCCUUUGUCAAAACUCGGGUUUGUUCUGCAAGAUGGGUCUCCUGCCCAGCCCCUGGUCUACCUGGUGUGUCAGGAGAAUUCGCCUGGGGCAGGAAUGGGGCUGAGAGUGUCCCACUCACCCACCUGAGCCAGGGUGGAGAGUGGCCACUUACAGCCUCUCCCUCUCUGCCCAGCCCUCAGCGGCCUUUCAAAAGGUGACAUGGGUGCUGCUCUGUCCUGGCAACUGGAGGACUCCUGGCCUCCACUCCUGCCACCUGGCACAGAAGUCAGGACGGGGAGCCCAGCUUCUGCUUCCCUGCUCAGUCCACUGGCCCAGUGUCCCCGUGUUACCCAGUUCUGCCCAACACAGCUUACCCCUGCUCUCUGGGAACUUAUGGAUCUAGUCUUAAGAGUAGAAGUAGAUCCAGAAUUUUCACUUUCUUCUCUCACCAAAUGCCCAGCUCCUGACUGUGGAGAUCCCUUUCCCAUCAAGGUGACAGAAUGCUCCCGUCCAUGGCCAUGCCACCCUUGCCUGCCCAGAGGGCUUGGCCCAGCCAGGUCCUCCCCAUCUCCCCGCCCUUCACCUGAGGGCUGCUUGCCUCCCAGAGAGGAGCCAGCUCUUCCCCUGCCAGGGCUGACAGAGGGCAGAGAGCAGACAGUCAACACCUCCUGUGUCCUAGAGCCAGGGAAACCUGAAACAGUGAGAUCAGGAAGAUGGAGCGAGGGAUGUCUCACGUUUGCCAACAGUAGCCAGACACCCCUUCUCCCCUGCACCAUGUACCUACCAAGAGCUGCAGAUGCCCGAGGCCUGGACAUCCCUGCGCAGAGGGCCAUUCGACCCAUGUUCCCUCUGAGAGGACCAACAGAAGUCAGGCGAGGGCCACCUGGAAGGCCAUGCUUUGUGGACAGAGCUCAGCAUCCACUCCUCCACUCUGCAGGCUUGAUAUGUGGGGACACCCACGUGUGCUGUGGACCUUGGAUAUGUGGGGCCCACGCCGUGCCUGGGCAGCACCUCCCCCUGCCCUCCAGUCAGAAGUUUUAUAGCUCAGUCACCACGUGCCUCCUGAGAACCGGUGAGGGUGUGUGACACUGAGACGCAGAUGAAACGUCCUCAGAACCUAGAGUGCCUGGCCACUCCUUCAUGUUCGCCACGCUUUGCGGUGCACUUUGUGCUGCCCAGGGCCUCCAGAGCGCUCAGCCAUGUCUCACACACUGCCUCUGUCACACUUUUGCAAAAUCUAUGUAAAAAGUUGCAGGUGCAUGUGCGUCCAGUGUCAGUGGAGCCUACAUUUCCAGACAGAGUCCCUGUUUCCUGCCACAAAGGGGUUGAGUUGACAGUGGCACCCUCCCCAGGUGGAAACGCUGGAGUGAAGGGCACAGGAAACACCGCACCCUCACCAGGCCCUCCCCUGCGUCCCUGAGGGUUGGGGACCCUCUGGGGCCUCAGACCCCCAGACUUGGGCUGUCCUGUAAGGGCAGAGCUGAGGGACCCUGUCACAGGACAUGAGUGACAGGUGUGUGGGAGGGGCAGGGACCUAGGAGCUGGGCUUUCCCUCCCUCUGGUCCAAGAGCACCCCUGAGUGAAGAGUUUCCAGACCCCUGGGCAGAGUGGUGGUCACCACAGGCCUCACCACCUCUCCCCCAGGAGACUAGCCAGGCCCCUCUGCUGGGAUGGCUCGGCCAUUUGCAGGACCCCAGGUGCACUUCCACCUUCCCAGCAACGGCCGGUGGACCUGAGGGGUUGCUCCACUGGCCCAGGCGCUGCCCCAGGUGUAGACUGUGGCUGGGAGACAGGGCAACAUCCCUUCACCAGGCACCAUGGGGCCCCUCCCAUGGCAGCACCCUGGCACUGUGGCUUCUGGCGGGUGAGUGGGCAGCCACUUCACAGGCACUUGUCCCUCUCACACAUUCUGUUGUCACUGUGGAGCCCCUGCUAAAAACUAGAGGGCCUGUGCCAGGUGCCCGGGAUCCAUGCAGGAGGAGCACAGGGCCCAGUGCAUGGUGUCUGUGGGCAGCUGAUGGCAGCCUCAGGAAACACUUGAGCUCUGUGCUGGUGGCAGAGCACGGGCGCUCUAAGACAGAGUGGUGGGGUGGCACGUCCUCACGGGUGGCUGCACGUGGGGAGGCUAGAGCUCAGGGCAGGAGAGGCAGGACUGGGUGUGGGGUGCAGGCCCAGCCUGUGAGCCAGUCUCCCCGGACCAGGGGAGCCACGCUGCCGGGGGCAAAGGCUGGGGGACCCAGGCCUCCCUCCAGCAGGCUGAGAGAGGCAGGGUCCUGGCCUCUCCACCCGGGGCUGUGUCCCCCCACCCUUGUCACGCUUGGGUCACUUGCAGUGUCAUUCUCCCACACAGCAAUCUCUGCUCAGUUACAAACACCCAACCUUUUCUCUCUGCUCUACCUUGUCUUUUCAUUGGGGGUAUUUUCCUCAUAUCAUACAGCCAUUUAGCAUUUCCACACAGAAUUUGGUGUCUUCGUGGCUUUCUGUGUCUUUGUUACUGUCUCUGGCUGUGGCUUCUGACAGAACCCACGCUGUCUGAUGUUAACGUCACCCCGAAAACCUCCUCAGGCCUUACUGGCUGGCAUGCCAAAGCCCCUUCGCUCCGAGCCCGUUCUUCAUGUGUACAUACCCGUUUCACUGUCUUUGACCCAUUAACCUAUGACCUACGUCCAGAUUAUUAAUGAUUUUGAGCAUUUCCCCCUCUGUCAGUUCAAUUUCCCUUGACCUGGUCCCCCUUCCUAGCCUUCUCUGGAAUCCCUGGCACUCUCCUCCCUCUCCCACCUCCACUUGUUUGGAAGCUGCAAUUCUGUCUCCUUAAUGGCUAUUCCUAACAACAUGGGACAAAGCAAGAUCUCUGUCCUCCCAGAACCAGCCCCAGACCUCAGACACCUCAGUACUCUCCCUCUGGCUCCCGAGCAGCCCCUGGGGGGUUGAGGAAGCACCAGGAAGCCUCCCUGGCUUUCCUCUGCCCAGGGUGAGGAGGGGAGUCCAAGCUCAGUGCUCUCUGGGCCUUCCCCACUCCUAGUCCAGCAGUCAGGCAGGCCAGGAGGGGGCCCUGGUCCUGCGCUGACGAUGCUCCACGGAGGUCACUCCACUGCGGGCGCCAGAGCUCUGCCCGCUCGGCCCUGUGUGGGUACAGAAGCCUAAGCCUGGGUUGUAGGCCAUUCACAUGCUCACGGGGGGCAGAGCCUCUGCCCAAGCACCCCCUUCUCCAUUCUUGUCUCUGCCAUGUCUCCUGCGCUUACCCAUGACUCAGCUGACUGCACAAGGACACUUGCUGGGUUCACCUCACAUCCCUGGGUGGGGAGGUUUCUCUUCUAUUUCAUCUGCUAAACACCCCAGAAAGUUUUUUUUAACUGCCUUUAUGUAGCAUUUAUUUUAGAUAAUACUGGAUUCUCAACAAGUUUUAUUAGACUUUUUCCAACCUGAAGGCAGAUUUAAACUAUCUCCAUCUUGCAAUAUUCCCAAGAAUUAGAGACACGAUUACAACCACGUCAGUUCCGGUAAAAAGAAGAAAGAAGGAACAUCACAUUGUCAUGACUUAAAAAUUCAUAGGCUUGAAGGUCACUGCUGCCCUUGAGAAGAGGGAAGAUGAUCCCAAUCAUGGAGGGCUCGGACAGAGGAGGGAACACAGCUCCCACACUCAGCCAUUGGUUGUUCAUGAACAUCAGAAGACCCUUCACGUCUUCUGCUUAAAAAGAAGGGGGGGCUGGCCAAUCUGCCUUCCAGGCUCACUUCUGCCUAGAGUCGGGGAAAGCACACAAAGACAAGUGUUUCCUAGGUAUCGGCAGACCACAGGCUGGAGGAGUGGGGCUCCAGGCACCGCACCCAGCCAUCUUUACAAGAUGGUCAGAUGCAACAUGAUGCUCAGCCAGGUGGGUGAAACCACCUGAGCCAUGCUGACGCCAUGCCAGGGUCCUGUGACCUGCAGGUUCCCACAGCAUUUAAAGAUGUGUGACAGAUUAAACCAAAGUUCACCAGAAUUCCUAGCCAGGGUGUCAGACAUCAAGUAGAACUUCCUCUUGGUAAGUACCUCCUCCACACCAAGGUGUGCUCUCCAUGCAGAGGUUCACCUCAGGACCACAGCGCUCAGGAGGCACUCUCACGGCUUGACAGUGACAAGACGGUCACUUUAUGUGGUGUGACACUAGUCUGUGUGCUAAGAGCCAGUUCAGAGACCCUGAGUAAAAACCCAGGCAUGCUGAGCCUCGGGUCUAGUAAAAACCAAACACAGGCCCUCAGGGGCUAAGCUGUAGACUGAGCACCUGCUUAUUUCCCUAGAGCACAUGCCCUCAUCCUUCCUGGACAGGCCUCAUCAGUGGACAGACCCACCCACCAUCUGAGAAAUGAGUGUGAAGACUGUUUCCCACCCUAGAGGCAAAUGCACAAAAGGAGCGGCACUACUGAGAUACAGCUGUGCACGCUCAGGUCCCCACGCUCCCGCAAGGUGCAGCUAAGAUCGGCUGAAGCAGGAACACCACACAUCGUCAACACUAAGUGCCACGGAAGGAAGAGCAGAGAAGGUGUGUGGGCGUCUCUAAUGGUAUCUUUCCCUGUCCCCACCCCACGGGCCAAUCUCAGUCCAUUCCAUGUGAUUCCAGGUCAUGCGUUCUACAUGUCCUGCCAGCUGCGGCCGAAGAGGCUAGAGUCCACAGCCUGUAAUGGUGGCCAGCUGUACCUUAUGUGUUCUGAAGAGAAAUGCUGUGGUUAAAGAGGGGUGAGCUGGCUCACAGCAACUCAUCACCACCUAGCCACAGUGGCCACACUGUGUCUACUAGAAUGUGUCUGCUAUUAAAGUGCUGAGGGAGCACCCCGGAGACCAUCCAGAGAAGCUGGGCCUCGCCAGCCCAAUCCUUGAACACACGACCCACGUGAAGAUGGUGUGAGCUGAAACACAAGCACCUCUGUACCUGCAGUAGCCACCACAGCCCUGCUUCACCACAGAUGGACGCCAGGUCACGGGGAGUGCUUCUUGCUUGGUACUCUCUCACAAAGAAAACUACAUGCCCCAGUAACUGAGUCUCAUGCAGGAUGGGGACCUCACCAGUGUGGAGUUGGAGCCUCUACAAUGAGUGACACAGUCCACCUGUGCCACCCAGAGGGGAGCGGAAGCCUCUUAGCUGUUUAAAGGCAUCUGGUGUCAGCACCUCAAAGAAGAGACGUUCUGAAACAACUCUUACAAGAAUACCAGGGGCCUGUGGGCUCGUCUUCACGAGUAACCCAGUGUCCAUGGCUUCAACCUUCUGCCCUCCUGUGGGGGUAGGUGACGAGAUUCAUCAACACAACAGCCUCCAGCUGUUCUCUGAGAAGCUUGCGUGAUGGAGGUCUUGUCCCUCGGGGAGCUCUUCAGGACAGGCAUGGGUCUGAGGGCUUGCUGAAUAGCAGCACAUGGACUGUCACCCAGGGGCUUUCGGUGGAGGAACCUCGCUGUCCUGCUCUUGUCCCCCUCCACAGAGUGCACAGGCUGCCUCUGACAGCGGCUUCCUACACAGGUGCUAGGAGUCUUCUGCCUUCCAGUCUUUCUCCCCCCAGCAUUUUAAGAGUGAAUGGGUGCUUGUUUUUUGUUUUUUACUGGAUGAUCUUUGGGGUCUUGUAACUGCUUUCCUGUUUCCUCUGGCAAAUAAGGCAUUUGAUUGCUAUUGAGGACAGAAAACUUGUCCUUUCAUUCUGGCUUUCAUUCAGCUGUUCAGGUUUUUCUUCCACAUCUUUCACUGGCAGUGCUGGCUGUGCUGCAUCCUGCUCCUCCCAAGCCUCCGUGCCCUGCUCCCCAGCAGGCCACUGGGACUCCUCCAGCACUGAGGCCUCUGUGGCUUCUGUGAGCACGCACCAGGGUAUGGGGCUGACAUCGCUGAGAGGCUACAGUGUCCUAGGGCAGUACUGUCACCAGGUGUUCAGAGCCAGGGCGCAUGUGCCUGCUCCGGCAGCAUGCUGUAGCACUGCGCAUACUUCCAGAACAGCUCCUGGUAGUGCUUCAUGUACUGGCUCUUUACCCCACUGCCCAGAGGCAUGGUGCGGUCUUCCUCAGGGGUCUAUUCCAACCCCAGACCUGCAGGAACCCAUGACACAGAGAAAGAGUUUUAAUUAAUAUUUUUUGGCAGCAAGGAAGAAUUUAAACUUGCAGUAAGACAACCCAUCUCUAAGCAUCCUGGUUAACUGAGGAAGGUGUGAGAGCUGUAAAUCCAAAUCCUACCAAACCAAGAGAGAAUGGUUAUGCACUAAAUGUCUGUUUUGAAGUAACUGUCCUAAGGCUUUGGUCAUUCUGGCAAAUUUUCUCUUAAUCUCAAAACAUGUUUACAAUUAUAUUUUCAAAUAUAA